UCACGUGUCAAAACAAGCGUGCAAGUGUUCCUGCUUGAAGUUUGGCCCUUCGUGCUUUCUGUUUAGCUCACUCUAUAAAAUACCAUCAGACACAAAGACACAUGCAAUGGCUGCAGUAGUUAACUUCAGACGCGUUCAUUAGAAACAGUUUUCUCUGUUGCCGUUUGUAACAACAUCGUGGAUGAUUGCAGCAGGAUCACUCGUCCUCCGGAUCAAUGGCGACCUGUGUUACAGAUUGUUCCAACAUCAUCUUGUCGGCCACAGCCUUGUACUCUUCUUACAAACUCUUUAAGGAUCACAGGGCUCCGUCACUCGGCUUCUUCCUGCUUGGAGUCUCUGCAGCAUUUUGCAUCUUUUAUCCCUCCAGCUCGUACCUCAUCUCUCUCCAGAGAGAAACAGAGUGGGCCGGGGAGGUUUUGGCUCCAGCAUUGGUCUCCUUUGACUUCCUGUGGCUCAGUGAAGACCACAACACGGCCCAUAUCCUCCUGUGUGGCUCCUGCCUGCUGCUGGGGCUGAGUGACUGGCUCUCAGCUGAUGCUCUCACCCUGAUGACGCGCUGCCUCAGCCUGUCCUCCCUGUCCUGCUGCCUGACCGUGUGUCUGUUUGCUGGGAAUGCUUCAGGGGCCUUUGGUGGCGUGGCCCUCAGCCUCCCAUUGCUUGUGACCCCGAGCCUCAGAACAAACACUUUUGCUCCACUCAUUGCUCCAGCUGCAACUGAGGGACUCACCGAGUGGCUUUUAAAGGGCUCCAUGUCUGUUGGCUGCUGGGCCUCCACACAGGCCCUAAACAAGUUUCUUUUGGAUGUGACGGACCAUUCAAACAUAGGUAUUUAGUAAAUGUAUCUCAGUAGAGAUUUGAAUGGGUAGUCAGGAUGCAUAUACACUACUGGUCAAAAGUUUUAGAACACACCAACUUGAUGGUGAAAAUGAAAAUUAUGCAGUUUAAUGUCUCAGUGUACUCUGAAAUUAAUGCACAUUUGCAACAUUUAAAAUUCUUUAUUGAGCGUGAUAGUGUUUUGAAAGUAAAAAAAUAUUCAAAAUCACAUUUUAUGUUGGACUAAAGGACUAAAAAAAGAAAAAAAAAAUGACCAAAAAAAGACACCAAAAGACACAAAAUCACUAAAAAAAGACACAAAAUGACCAAAAAAUACACAAAAUGACCUACAAAGACACGAAAAGAAUAAAAAAAUGGACAAAAUAGCCCAAGACUCCAUAGAGUUAAGUUAUUAACCCAUUUCUUGUUUCUUGUUGAAAAAGGCCUACUUGUAUAAUUCUGAAAUGUACAUUAUCUUUCAGUUUUGGUUAACCUUACCUUUUUUUAUUUACCUCUGGCAGUUCACCACUUACCUUUGUACCCUUUCAAGCUGUUCAUUUGACUUGAACUGCUAGAAUUUCAAUAAAAAACUGGAAAAAUUGGGGUGUUCUAAAACUUUUGACCGGUAGUGUAUAUUAAUGAACUGUCAAGUGUAACAGAGUGGACCUAUGCAAAAAUGAUAGUGCCUAACUUAAAAGCAUUUCAGGACAUCUGUGAGGAAGAUUUGAGUUGAGUUGGAUUAAGUGUAUUGCCAAUGCCAUUAAAACGAUAACACUAAAACUAUAACACUGUUAAUAGAGAUUUAACAUAAGCUAUCAUCUUAAGGUACAAAUAUUUACAAAAAAAGGGUAAGGAACACCAAAGCCAACAAACGCAUAAGCACUGAUAGGAAAGACUGAUCAACCGAUCAAUUCCAGUAUUGCUGAAGUGAUCGGCUGAUAAUUCCAUUAGUAGAUUAUCAGAAAAAUAUAUGAUUUAUUAUUACAUUUUAAUUAUUUUGAAAACCAAGCUGUUAUUAAGCAUAAAAGCAAAAAUGUCACACAGCAGCUUGUUAGAGCUUCUCAAAUGUUUGGAUAUCCUGCUUUCAUCUUUGUUACGUAAUAAUAAAUUAAAUAUCCUGAGACAAGCAGUCUUUGGGAAAUGAGGCAUUUUUAACAACUUUUGUUUUGCCUUGUACAUGAUGUGAUUAAAUAAUUAAUGUAAACAUAUCAAAAGAUUAAAAUUGAACCAAAAAAAAAAAAAGAAAGAAA
Messenger RNA from Centropristis striata (black sea bass), 2063 nucleotides. RefSeq lists its product as uncharacterized. NCBI's taxonomy places the organism in Eukaryota, Metazoa, Chordata, Actinopteri, Perciformes, Serranidae. Bases 216 to 833 code for a protein of 205 amino acids. The record is from RefSeq and is a predicted model, not a curated record. The transcript has 2 exons.